AUGGGCUCAGGCGUAACGACAACUGAACGUGAGCCUUCUUUCAACAACAACAUCACGGCAUUUGCACUGAAGGCAAAAGUCGUCUAUCCCAUCAAUCAGAAAUUCCGGCCUCUUGCCGAUGGUUCCUCCAACCCGUCUUUGCAUGAAAACCUAAAGCAGGCUGCUCUGCCGAACCAGGCGCUGGAGGCCUCCCCAUCCAGCAGCCUGGGAAGCCUGAGCCAGGUCGGCAAGGAUGAUGGGAGCUCCUCAUCCAGCAUCCGCUCGGCCACCAGCGACGACAGGUUCCUCAGCCGUACCUUCCUCCAGGUGCACACUUUCCCCGAGGUGCUGACCUGCGAGAGUGUAGACGUUAACUUGUGUGUCUACAACCUUCACUUAAAAGACCUGCUGCAUUUGGACUCGGCACUGAGGCAAGAAAAGCACAUGAUGUUUAUUCAGAUUUUAAAAAUGUGCCUCCCGGACCAUCUUCCGAAAAAGAAGUCUGAUGAUGAAUUCUACCAGAAGAUUCUUUCAAAACAAGAAAAUGAUGUGGAGGAAUUAGAAAAGGACCUUCAGACCAAGCUGUCCAACACAGCAAUGUUGGGUGCCGCCGACUCUCAGUACCUCACCCUGGCCGACGUGGAAAGGAAGGAGAGAGACUAUUCCGAGCAGCUGACAGAUAACAUGGAAGCUUUCUGGAAACAGAUGGAAAACAUCCCACACUUUCUGGUAGACCAGUUUAAGUGCCCUAGCUCCAGAGCCCGGCAGCUCACGCUGACUGUGACAGAAAGAAUGAUCACUGCCGAGAGGUUACUCCAGGAGUCUCAGGAUAUGCAGGCAUUGGACAUCCUGGAGAGAACCCUGGCACGGCAGUACCUGGCCAAAGUGAUCGAGUGCCUGAAGCUGCAGAUCCAAGAGGAGACCCGGUGCCGGCUGGCUGCCCUCUCCCGCAGCCUGGAGCUGCUGACAGUGGAAGGGAAGCUGUCUGGGCAGCAGAGGGAGGAACUACUGACUCAGCAGCACAAAGCCUUCUGGGAGGAGGCUGAGAACUUCAGCCGGGAGUUUGUCCGGCAGGGCAAAGACAUCGUGAGGACAUCACUGGCCCACCAGGCGGAGGCAAUGGGCAGGCUCGAGCUGGACCAUGAUGAGGAGCGGAGAAGCUUCCUGACUGUUGCUCAGCCAGCCUCUGACCCAGAGGGCUUCCUCAAGGCAUUUCACGGGGUCCUGGAGAGACAGAGGCUGACACGGAGCCACCUGGAGGAAGAGGAAGAUGUCAGAACUACCGAGGCCAUGGCUGUGCUCUGCCAGGAGCUAUACCACAGCACCGUGAGAACCUUCCAGAAGCUUGUGGACGUCCUGUUCCUCCAGACGCUCUCAGGAGUGACCGGCCUCUCCCAGGUGGAGUGUGAAUACUUGAGACAGGAGGUCCAGGAGAACGCCGCCUGGCAGCUGGGGAAGUCAGAUCGUUUCCGGAAACAGCAGUGGAAACUCUUCCAGGAUGGCCAGGAACAAGAAAAGCAACUCUGGAUGGAGGAACAGGAAUUGUCCACUGUGCUGCAGACACACCUGCAGGAGGACCACGAGAGCAUCAUCCAUGGGGUCCUGGGCCGACUCAGCAGCUUCAAUGAAGAGUCCACGCGGUGCGUCCUGCAGGGCCAUGACCUGCUCCUGCGCUCGGCACUUCGCAGGCUCGCGCUCCGCAGCAGUGCCGUCACCGCCCUGGCCCAGAUGAGACUGUCCGGGAAGAAGCGGCUUCUCCUGGAGCUGCGGGAGCAGCAUGCGCUGGAACAGGGCUCCUCCCAGUGCCUGGACGAACAUCAGUGGCAGCUGCUGAGAGCCCUGGAGGCGCGUGUCCUGGAGGAGGCGAGCAGGCUGGAGGACGAGGCCCAGCAGACGCGGCUGCGGCUGCACCAGCAGCUCCUGGCCGAGGCCCAGGAAGCCGGGCGGCUCCUGCAACAGCACAUGGAGCGUGCCAUCGGGUGGGCGCUCCUGGGGCAUGCACGGAACGCGGCCACCAAGAGGCGGGCCGAGGACAGAGAAGACUUCAAGACAUUGCUGAUGGAGGCCGCCGUGGAGAGCGUCUACGUGACCAGUGGUAGUGUCAGUCGGCUGGUGCAGGCAUACUACCAGCAGAUUGGGAAGGUGAUGCAAAACCAUAAGGAGAAGAGACUGCAACAGCUGAAGGCCCUGCAGGGUGAGAGAUUGGAGAAACUCAAGCUGUGGAAAAAGCAAGAACUCAGUGACCAGGCGCCGGAGGCCAAGACAGCUGAUGGAGCCCAUGAUGCCCCCCAAGCCAUCCACCAGAGGAUGUUGUCACAGCAGAAAAGGUUCCUGGCCCAGUUUGCCAUGCAUCAGCGGCUGCGCCUGGACGCAGGGAAGCAGCGGGCCAGAGUCAUGGACCUUCUGGAAGGCCAGCUAUUGACCCAGCUCCAGGAGGCCGAGCAGAGCUUCGUGGCGGAGCUGGCGGCGCUGGCCCGCGUGCCCCUGGCCGAGAGCAAGGCCACCACCAGUAAGCGAGGGCUGCCGGAGAAGCCCCUACGGACCAGAAGGAAGAAACCCCCUCCCCGGGAGAGAGGGGAGCCAGGGGCACCCCAUGAUGAAGACCCUGCCUCCGGGAGCCACGUGGCAGGACCGCUCAGCAGCAGAAGACUGAGUCAGCAAGAAAGUGACGCUGGUGAUGCCGUGAGCACAAAGAAGAUGCUGAAAAAAAGAAGCAAUUUGGAAUUCAAGGCCGCUGGGCGGUAA
This is a messenger RNA of Orycteropus afer afer, 2724 nucleotides long. It is a transcript of the gene EVC, whose product is annotated as EvC ciliary complex subunit 1. The transcript is spliced from 20 exons. Bases 1 to 2724 code for a protein of 907 amino acids. The record is from RefSeq and is a predicted model, not a curated record. Gene Ontology annotation, biological process: smoothened signaling pathway. NCBI's taxonomy places the organism in Eukaryota, Metazoa, Chordata, Mammalia, Tubulidentata, Orycteropodidae.